AUGGUCGCCAAGGGGCGGCAGCUCUCCGUGCUGAUCGCCGGCGCGACGGGAAGCAUCGGCCGCGAGCUCGUCUCGCUGCUCGUCUCGCACCCGGACGUGGGGCGCGUCGUGGCGCUCUCGCGGACGCCGAUCCCCGUCAACCGGUGGCGCUCGCGCUUCCCCCGCAUCCGCGCCGGCGACGCCCUGCGCUGCCUCUCCGUCGUCCCCGUCGACUGGGACAAACUUGCGGCCGACGCCGCCCGCGUGCCCGCCUCCUACGUCCGCGCGGGCGUGUGGAGCGACGACGGCGGCGCCGCGUCCCCCCCGGCAAUGCGGGUCGCGUGGCGGAAAGUGCGCGGCACGGCGGCGGCGGCGGCGGGGCUGCGCUUCAGUCGCCCGCGCGACCGCCGCAUGCAUGGUGGCGGCGGCGGCGGCACCUCGCGGAAGCCGGCGGCCGACAACGAGGCGGCGGGCGGGCGCGGCGGCAGCCCGAGUCGGGCGGGGUACGUGAACGCGGAGGCGCCGAGCGAGUUUCUCAGCGAGCUGCUGAGGACUCCGUUUUACAAUUCCGUCUUCAGGGGGCACCACGUGGCGAUUAACUGCCUCGGCUCGAGGAACUUUUUCGCGCGGGCGGCGGUGGACGUGGUGGAUCACCAGUACGCGAUUGCCUUCGCCAAGAUGGUUCGCAUCUUCAACUGCAUGGUGCACGCGGAGCCCUCGGGGGAGGAGGAGAUGCUCAUGGAAAAGCAGGCGCGGAUGCAGGACAGCGUUCUCUGGGGCGAGAUCUACACCGCCUGCUACGGCCGCGCCAAUGGCGACUGGCUUGUCUCCGGCGAGGCAAACGGGGCGGGGGGCGGCGGAGGCGCCGCGACUUGCCCCGAGCAGCGGCUCAGCCGUGGCGGGGAGGGCACCCUGCGCCAGUUCACGCAGGUCAGCGUCAUGGGAGGCAGCCGAUGGAGCCCGCUGCCGUACUUCCGCGCCCACGGCGAGUGCGACAGCGAGCUCCUCGCCCUCUUCAACCGCGCGGGGCACGACCUGCAAUCCGGCGGUGGCGGCGGCCUCCACGCGCGCGGGGCGCAGGACGAUGGCGCCGACGCGGCGGGGCUGGAGGCGUCGGCCGAGGCGCGGAGCCGGGCGGAGCUGCUGCUGCGCCGCGACGUUGUGAAGCUGUGGGACAACUCCCACCUCACCAUCUGGCGUCCGGGGCUGCUGCGCCGCGAGAGGCCGCGGGUCGUGGAGGAGCUUCUCGGCCUUUUCUUUUCCCGGGUGGAGGUGCGGGAGCUUACGGAGGUCAUUCUCGACGACAUCGUCGCCGCCGUCGCGGACGAGCGCGGGAUCGAGGCGGAGGGCUCCGUGAAGGUCGUCGGCGGGAGCAGCGUGGCGGCGCGCGUCAAGGCGAAGAAGGCCGAUGAGGACGGCGUGCGCCGCGGGCAGCGCCUGGCGCCCACCCCCGACGGCCCCUGA
Trypanosoma conorhini is the source of this 1443-nucleotide messenger RNA. RefSeq lists its product as uncharacterized. Lineage: Eukaryota; Euglenozoa; Kinetoplastea; Trypanosomatida; Trypanosomatidae. The coding region runs from base 1 to 1443 and encodes 480 amino acids. The transcript has a single exon. Gene Ontology annotation, cellular component: cytoplasm. Gene Ontology annotation, biological process: import into nucleus. The record is from RefSeq and is a predicted model, not a curated record.